This is a messenger RNA of Suhomyces tanzawaensis NRRL Y-17324, 1269 nucleotides long. It is a transcript of the gene FAD3, whose product is annotated as Fad3p. Gene Ontology annotation, biological process: lipid metabolic process. The transcript has a single exon. Bases 1 to 1269 code for a protein of 422 amino acids. Lineage: Eukaryota; Fungi; Ascomycota; Pichiomycetes; Serinales; Debaryomycetaceae. Gene Ontology annotation, molecular function: oxidoreductase activity. The record is from RefSeq and is a predicted model, not a curated record.
AUGUCUGUCGUUGAAGCCACCGGCGUGUCGGUUACUUCCGUGUCCAAAGAGACCUCCGUGUCUUCUCCCUCGUCCAACCUCACCACCGUGGACACCUACGGAAGGGAGUUCAAGGUGCCAGACUACACCAUCAAGGACAUCCUUUCCUCGAUCCCCAAGCACUGUUACGAGAGAUCGUUGGUCAGAUCGCUCGGCUAUGUUGCUCGUGACAUCGUCCUGAUGGUUGCCAUCGGGUACGUGGGCCAGAAGUACAUCCCCAUGGUCGAUUUUGCCGGGCACGAAGACGCCUCCACUGUGGCCAGAGGGUUGUUGUGGAUGGGCUACUCGUACGCCUUGGGAUUGUUCGGGUUCGGAUUGUGGAUCUUGGCCCACGAGUGUGGUCAUGGUGCGUUCUCCGACUACCAGAACAUCAACGACUUCGUUGGCUGGGUGUUGCACUCGUACUUGAUUGUGCCCUACUUCUCGUGGAAGUUCUCGCACGCGAAGCACCACAAGGCCACAGGCCACAUGACCAAGGACAUGGUGUUCGUUCCCUACACUAAGGAGGAGUACGUCGAGGCCAGAGGCGUGUCCAAGAUCUCUGAGGUCAUGGAGGAGUCGCCCAUCUGGAGUUUCCUGGUGUUGCUCUUCCAGCAGUUGGGUGGUUUGCAGUUGUACUUGGCUACCAACGCCACUGGUCAGCCUUACAGUGGUUACUCUAGAAUUGCCAAGUCCCAUUACGCGCCAAAGUCCCCUGUUUUUGACAAGCACCACUUCUGGUACAUCAUCUUGAGUGACAUUGGUAUUGGUUUGACCUUCACCAUGGUGUACCAAUGGUACAAGAACUUCGGCUUUUUCAACAUGUUUGUCAACUGGUUCAUGCCUUGGUGCUGGGUCAACCACUGGUUGGUGUUCGUUACCUUCUUGCAACACACCGACCCAAGCAUGCCCCACUACAAGCCUAACGAAUGGACAUUUGCCAGAGGUGCUGCUGCCACUAUCGACCGAAACUUUGGCUUCAUUGGCCAGCACAUUUUCCACGAUAUCAUCGAGACCCACGUCUUGCACCAUUACGUCUCCAGAAUUCCCUUCUACAACGCAAGAGAGGCCACCGAUGCCAUUAGAAAGGUCAUGGGCGAUCACUACAGAUACGAGGGUGAGAGCAUGUGGUACUCGUUGUGGAAGUGCAUGAGAAUGUGUCAGUUCGUUGACGACGACAAGGACGACGCCAAGGGCGUCAUGAUGUUCAGAAACGUCAAUGGACUUGGUCCUGUCAAGCCUAGAGAUUAG